Messenger RNA from Penicillium mononematosum, 1653 nucleotides. RefSeq lists its product as uncharacterized. Bases 1 to 1653 code for a protein of 550 amino acids. The transcript is spliced from 3 exons. The record is from RefSeq and is a predicted model, not a curated record. NCBI's taxonomy places the organism in Eukaryota, Fungi, Ascomycota, Eurotiomycetes, Eurotiales, Aspergillaceae.
AUGAAAGAAGAAACAGAAACCGCCAGAGAUACCCCCGAAGGCUCGACUGUUGGUGACGAGUCGAAGACCAGCCUUACUACAAAGGAUCGCAAAUGCCAGUACUGCCAACAGGCGUUUACGUCCUCAUCAUUGGGUCGACACCUUGACCAAUUCCUUUUCAAGAAGAAACCUGACGGAAUCCACGAUGUCGAAGAGAUCAGACGAAUUCGCAGUGGAAUCACCCGGCGCCAGGCCCGAACAUCCACAGGGAAGAACGAGGGGAGUCCCGACCGAGUCCAGAAAAAGGGUACCUCAGAGUUGUUUACAGCCGCAGACUCGGGGUCAAAGUCGCGCGACGCUCCGGUGCGCAUGAUGUUCAACACACCCACCUGGCAUGCGACUGGGGUGAUCAACGAUAUCCCCAACCCCAGUCGCAUGCCGGAUGGGCCUCGCAUUACACCUUCACAGUCUCGGACAACGCCGUUACAACUGCCGGACUAUGCAAGUAGAGGUGCUAGCUCCAGCAGCCCGGAUACGAUGCGGGCACUGGAACUUGCACUACGCGAGGUGCUUGAUAAUAUCAAAGCCGCAACAUCUCGUAUCCGGCCUCGGCUGUCUCCGUUUGACUUCGACAUGCAAGCUCAGACUUUUCCCUCCAUGUGUCUGCAGCUGCUCCCUCCUCCACCAAGCCUGUUUGCGACACAUCCGUUUCCUUCCUCUACCUCGUUUCCCCUCCAGCCACCCGGCGCCGAGCAUCUCGAUAUAAUCCGCCAAGCCCUUCGAUCCAAGGUCGCACAAUGGCAGACCGACCAACUCGCGGCCGACUCCACUGCUGCGACUCACACACGACAUGGGAAUAGCGGGAUGGAUCCGAACAUGAUAUACCGCAGCGCGCAGCAGCACGAGGAGAUCAGUUUCCGACACUUGGAAUUGGCUUUCAAUCAUUGGAAUACUCUGUCCCACGAGACCCGUCGCGACGCGUGGCAAUUGGAGAUCACGCGUGCAUUUGCGCGCGAGGCAGAGAAGCGCAAGUCCUCAGACGAGCAACUCGCUCGAGUGCAACAGGAAGCAAACCAGCUGCGCGCACAGGUCGAGCGCCUUGGAUCAUGCCAGUGGCCUCCGCGGGAAUUGGACGCACAAGAAAGCCAUAUCAGUCCCGACUCUACACGAUGGGACUAUGACAGCGUGGUCGCCAAAUGGAGACGCGUUGUUAUGCACGAUAAGAGCAUGGGCCGGAUUGGGGUUGGUUAUGGAAACCCCAGUCAGACGGGGGAUUCAGACAAAAGUCAGUCUCAGCAAAGCCCUGAUGUCCGGCCUCCACGCCCAGGCGAAGACACCACCUCUCACCCCAAUCGCUUGCGCCCCUUGCAAUCUGCUACGGCUUUGAGCCCAGACGCUGCGGCUGCCUCGACGCCUGCUUCAUCUACCCACUACGCUUCUCCCCACUCUUUUGCAGAUCCUCGCAGCCCGCCCACCGUCAUGCCCCAGGUGGGUGGGCUGCCUCCGGCUAAGCGACAGCGCCUCAUGAAUGGCUCAGAAGACACAUCUGGUCCCUCGUCUGAGUCUGGUCAUGCUCCGCCUUCUGCAGCUGGAAAACCGUGGGGAUCUUCCACGCCCCAUUUAUCCAAUCUUGCUGCACCCUCGGGACAGACGCCUCCAUCGUCUAGGAAUUGA